AUGGAAUGUCGGAAAACCGCGAACCUAAAACCCCCAAUAUUCGAGCCUCCUGGGAGAGAUAAUUCCAAUGACGACAUUGUAUGGAUCCCAUAUCCUCGUUCCAACCAUAUUGGAUACGAAAAGAAGUCUGCCUUACUCCGUGAAAUAAUGAUCCAAACGGUGGGCUUCACGGAACUUGUCGUCAAUAUGCAAGACUUGCUUUUUGAUGAGGCAUUUGAUAUGAAUAUUGGCGACCUAUGUAGGGCGGUAAGCGCUGUGUACACUCGCCUAGAAACAUGGCUGGAUAACCUGCCCCCUCCACUGAAAAUCGACAAGGAAGCUGUACAAGUCCCGCAAGUAUUGAGUUUGCAUAUCAGAUACCACCAUGCCAUCAUCCAGCUCUUCGAUUUCUUAAUGAACCACGAAGACUUCGCUCCUAUGUCGCAUCCGUCUGAUGUUAACCAGGCUCGACUCAUCCGACUUCAGUCAGCGAAGCAGAUUGCUGACUAUCUCCUCCUAUACCACGAAGCCUAUGGGCUUAGGCAUGUUCCCGGCCAGAUGCUGGAGCCUGCCAAUGCAAGCACCCUCAUCUUACUGGCCGCUUUGGACGACUGCAAAGAUAAUCUCAAAGAGGAAUUCAUUGAAGUGUGUCGGUUCCUAGUGGCCUUCAGCAAGAGGUUCUCCCUCGCGAGAGACAUGCUCGCGAAUAUAGAAUCUACAGCCGAAUCCAAGGGAAUCAAACUCUCCCCCGAAGCCGGUGCAGUGUUCGACCACAGGAAUUUGGAAUCGUCCCAGUGGCUAUAA
Messenger RNA from Aspergillus oryzae RIB40, 783 nucleotides. RefSeq names its product putative C6 transcription factor. The transcript is spliced from 2 exons. Bases 1 to 783 code for a protein of 260 amino acids. The record is from RefSeq and is a predicted model, not a curated record. Lineage: Eukaryota; Fungi; Ascomycota; Eurotiomycetes; Eurotiales; Aspergillaceae.